This is a messenger RNA of Protopterus annectens (West African lungfish), 1293 nucleotides long. Its product is annotated as zinc finger protein 501-like. Gene Ontology annotation, biological process: regulation of immune system process; regulation of cytokine production; negative regulation of transcription by RNA polymerase II. The record is from RefSeq and is a predicted model, not a curated record. NCBI's taxonomy places the organism in Eukaryota, Metazoa, Chordata, Ceratodontiformes, Protopteridae. The transcript has 2 exons. The annotation marks the transcript as partial.
AAAAUUCCUCAAAAGACGUUAUUACAGCUAUUUAAAGCAGAUGAAGUUGCAAAGGAUAUUGUGACGGGAAUAAAUAUCACGAAGCAGAAGGAUCAUUUUGAAGAUAACUUCAACAGUAUGAAGAGUACACACUGCAAUGUGAAUUGCAGUCAACAGCCAACACUUGUGACAUCACAGUUACAUCACUCUACAGGCAACCUCCAGCAGAGGUCUCAGCUUGAAAAGGACAUUGAUGAGGUUUAUGUCACUGAUGUACCACAGCUUCUAUCAGAGCAUCACUGCCACCAAACCCCUCAAUGUGACAAUGGAACACCUGCGACACAUCACCUAACAGAGCAUCUACCACCACGUACUCAUCCAGUGAAGGUAUAUGAUGAGCUUUCUUUCACUCCUAUUACAACACUUCACUCAGGACAUGGCUGCAGCAGGAACUCUGAACGUGACACAACUGAGAGAUUUCAUGCAAAGAAAGAAAUGCACAUGUGUGCUGAAUGCAAUAAGUCUUUCACACGUGCCAGUGGCCUGAAAAAGCAUCAAGCCAUUCACACAGGACUGAAACCAUAUAAAUGCACUGAAUGCAAUAAGUGUUUCACACAGCUAGGCAAUCUUCAGCAGCAUUAUGCCAUUCACACAGGAGUGAAGCGAUAUAAAUGUACUAAAUGCUGUAAGUGUUUCACAUAUCUCAGCAAUCUUCAGGCACAUCGUGUCACUCACACAGGCAUGAAACAACAUAAAUGUACUGAAUGCAAUAAAUCUUUCACACGUGCCAGUAGCCUAAAAAAUCAUCAAGCCAUUCAUACAGGACUGAAACCAUAUAAAUGUACUGAAUGCAGUAAGUGUUUCACACGACUAGGCAAUCUUCAACAGCAUUUUGCCAUUCACACAGGACUGAAACCAUAUAAAUGUACUGAAUGCAAUAAGGGUUUCACACAGCUAAGCAGUCUUCGACAACAUUAUGCCAUUCACACAGGACUGAAACCAUAUAAAUGCACUGAAUGCAAUAAGUAUUUCACACAGCUAGGCAAUCUUCGACAGCAUUAUGCUAUUCACACAGGAGUGAAGCAGUAUAAAUGUACUGAAUGCUGUAAGUGCUUUACAUAUCUCAGCAAUCUUCAGGCACAUCGUGCCACUCACACAGGCAUGAAACAAUAUAAAUGUACUGAAUGUAAUAAGUCUUUCAAAUGUGCCAGAGGCCUGAAAAAGCAUCAAGCCCAUUCACACAGGCUUGAGCACUGGGUUCCUAAUGGAGAGAUGAAAAGUCAGCAAGCAAAGGAGCGUAAUAGUGCUGAAGUU